Messenger RNA from Fusarium vanettenii 77-13-4, 1404 nucleotides. RefSeq lists its product as uncharacterized. Gene Ontology annotation, cellular component: membrane. Gene Ontology annotation, molecular function: carbohydrate:proton symporter activity. Bases 1 to 1404 code for a protein of 467 amino acids. Lineage: Eukaryota; Fungi; Ascomycota; Sordariomycetes; Hypocreales; Nectriaceae. The transcript is spliced from 3 exons. Gene Ontology annotation, biological process: transmembrane transport; carbohydrate transport. The record is from RefSeq and is a predicted model, not a curated record.
AUGUCAAUCAGUCUCGCUUGCUCCUCGGCUGCGGUUCUGAUCGGAUAUGACAUGACCCUCAUUGGAUCCAUCAUCGCCAACGUUGAGUUUGUUAAGAAAUUUGGCGACUACGAUGCAAAGACGGAUACCUGGUCACUCCCGGCCGACGAACAGCUGGUCUGGAGCGUUGUCCAGUAUGUCAGCGCCAUGUGUGGUGCAAUGGGUGCCGGAUAUAUGAACGAUGUGAUCGGUCGACGCGCCGUGUUCUGUAUCCUAGUCGCUUGUACCAUGGUCGGUACCAUCAUCGAGCUGUUCUCUCCGGACUGGAAGGUUUGGAUCGUGGCGAAGCUGUUAUUUGGGGCCGCGAUGGGCUUCAUGCAGGGCACCAUCCCAGCCUACAUCUCUGAGCUCGCACCAAGCCGUGUCCGAGGGUUCUUGCUCUCCCUCUUCCAGUUCUGGAUCAUGUUUGGUGCCUUUGUUGCUGCUUGCGUCCUUGAGGGCACGUCUCACGUGGAGGGUCCCUGGUCAUGGAAGGGCACCAUCGUAUCCCAGCUUGGGCUGGGCGUCAUGUGCCUGGCCCUCUUCAUCCCCCUUGUCCCAGAAUCCCCAUACUACCUCGUAUCCAAGGGUCGUUUGGACGCUGCUAAGGCGGCACUGUUAAAGAUGCGAGGCUCCGAGGCAAACUACAUGGUCGAGGAGGAUCUGGCAGCCAUUGUCGGCCUCCUCGAGCAUGAGAAACUGGAAAAGGGCGCGAGCCCUUCCUACAUGGAGUGCUUCCAGGGCCCCAACCUCCGAAGAACCUUUCUCGCUUGCUUGCCGAUGGUGAUGCAGCACUUCCUCGGGUAUCCCCUCUGCGGCAACUACUUGGCCUACUUUCUGACAUUGUCGGGUAUGGACAACUCGUUCACCAUAACUGUCAUCUCCAUGACUGUUGCCAUGCUGGCCAUCAUAUGCGCCUUUGUCCUGAUCGAACGGGUCGGACGGCGGCUCCAGUACCUCGUGGGCACCUUUGCCAUCCUUCCUCUUCUACUCUGCAUUGGUAUUCUUGGCUUCGUGCCUUCGUCUACCGCUGUUCUCAGGGGGGUCGCGUCUCUGUGCAUCAUCUGGUCAUUCCUCUGGUACCUCUCGGUCGGUGCCGUGGGCUGGACCAUUGUUGGAGAGAUUUCAUCCCCUCGACUUCGACCCAAGACGACCUCGCUCGCGGCCACCAUCAACUCGCUCAUCAACAUGGGAUGGUCGAUUGCCAUCCCAUACUUGGUCAACAGUGAAAGGGCUAACCUUGGUCCCAAGACGGGACUGGUCUUCUUUGCCCCAAGUCUUUUCCUGGCUGCCAUCGCCUACUUUGUCAUGCCUGAGACCAAGGGCAAGACGUUCGAGGAGCUCGAUGCGCUCUUUGAGAGUCGCACCCCUGCUCGCAAGUUUUGA